Cucurbita pepo subsp. pepo (vegetable marrow) is the source of this 1530-nucleotide messenger RNA. Lineage: Eukaryota; Viridiplantae; Streptophyta; Magnoliopsida; Cucurbitales; Cucurbitaceae. The record is from RefSeq and is a predicted model, not a curated record.
GUAUUUAUUUCACUGGUUACAUAUAACGGACGACGAUCUGCCUUCAAAAUCCAACUCCAGGGCUCCAAAUCCAACGAUUUUUCUACUCUUUUGCUGCUUCAAUCCCAAGAGAUUACUCUUAUCUCUCAGUGAAGACGUUGUCGGAGAGGACGGACUCUCAUCACCGACAAACUCCUUCCGACCUCCGUCAUGGAAGAUAACUCCUCGGCUGCAACUGGACUUCACUCUAUCCGCUGCAGAGCUGCUGUCUGCCGGAAGCCUGGGGAGCCGCUGGUGAUUGAGGAGAUAAUUGUGGCGCCGCCUAUGGCUCAUGAAGUUCGGAUUCGGAUAAUAUGUACCUCUUUGUGUCACAGCGAUCUCACGUUCUGGAAGAUGAAGGAUUUUCCAGGGAUUGUUCCUAGAAUUCUUGGCCACGAGGCAAUCGGAGUGGUUGAGAGUGUAGGGAAGGAUGUGAAUGAAGUUAAGAAAGGAGAUACAGUAAUCCCAACAUUCAUGGCUGACUGUGGGGAAUGUGAAGAUUGCUUAUCAAAUAAGAGCAAUCUAUGUUCAAAAUUGCCUUUCAGUGUGUCUCCCGGAAUGCCCCGAUGUGGGACAAGCAGAUUCACAGAUCUCAAUGGAGAGGUUAUUCAUCAUUUUCUGUUUGUAUCAAGUUUCACUGAAUACACUGUGGUAGAUGUCGCCAAUGUCGCCAAUGUAACCAAAGUAGAUCCUGCAAUCCCUCCAAACAGGGCAUGCCUUCUUAGUUGUGGGGUAACAACAGGGGUUGGUGCGGCAUGGAGAACAGCAAAUGUAGAGAAGGGAUCCACUGUCGCCAUAUUUGGACUAGGGUCCAUAGGUUUAGCUGUUGCGGAAGGAGCAAGAAUAUGUGGAGCAAGCAGGAUUAUUGGUAUAGAUGUCAACCCAGAUAAAUUUGAAACUGCGAAGAAGUUUGGAGUCACUGAGUUCGUUAAUACCAGAAGUCUUGGGGAUAAAUGUGUGAGCCAGGUAAUUAUUGAAAUGACUGGUGGAGGUGCAGACUAUUGCUUUGAAUGCGUUGGAAUGGCUUCCUUAGUUCAAGAAGCAUUCACAUGCUGUAGACAGGGUUGGGGUAAAACAAUCGUGGUGGGAGUGGACAAGCCUGGAUCACUAUUGAAUCUUAGCUCUUACGAAGUCCUUCAUCGUGGGAAGACUAUCAUGGGAUCCUUGUUCGGGGGAACAAAGCCCAAAUCAGAUAUUCCCACCCUCCUUAACUGGUACACUGAUAAGAAACUUGAACUGGAUAAAUUUGUGACCCACGAAGUAGGUUUGGAAGAUAUCAACCAAGCUUUUAAUCUGCUAAUUGAAGGAAAGUCCUUGAGAUCUGUGAUUUGGAUGAACAAUUGAGCAACUUCACCCCAUCAUGCAUCGGUUUCCUCGUUAUUUCUUAAUAAGUACGUCCAUUCAAAUCCUUUAAAAAUACUCUCAUUUUUAUAUUCAAGUUAAAUUCAAAUCUUGGAUAUACAUUUUAUGUCAAAUGAAUUCUGUUUAUCGUAAUAAAUUAUUAUUUGAAUA